This is a messenger RNA of Artibeus jamaicensis (Jamaican fruit-eating bat), 1593 nucleotides long. Its product is annotated as butyrophilin subfamily 1 member A1. Gene Ontology annotation, biological process: regulation of cytokine production; T cell receptor signaling pathway. Gene Ontology annotation, molecular function: signaling receptor binding. The coding region runs from base 1 to 1593 and encodes 530 amino acids. The record is from RefSeq and is a predicted model, not a curated record. NCBI's taxonomy places the organism in Eukaryota, Metazoa, Chordata, Mammalia, Chiroptera, Phyllostomidae. The transcript has 7 exons. Gene Ontology annotation, cellular component: external side of plasma membrane.
AUGGCAGCUUCCCGCAGCCCCUGCCUGCGCGGGGGGCUGCUCACCCUCCUUCUCCUCCAGCUGCCGGGGCUGCAUUCAGCUCAUUUCGACGUGGUCGUGCCCCCGGAGCUCAUCGUGGCCGUGGUGGGCGACGACGCGGAGCUGCCCUGCUGCCUGUCCCCGAGCGCGAUCGCGAACGUGAGCGCGGCCGGCGCGGAGCUGCGGUGGGUCCGGGAGCGGGAGUCCCCGGCGGUGCUGGUGCACCGGGCCGGGCGCGCGCAGGACGCGGAGCAGAUGGCCCGCUACCGGGGCAGAGCCGCGCUGGUGCAAGACGGCCUCACCCAGGGCCGCGUGGCCCUCAGGAUCCGCGGGGUCCGGGCCUCGGACGACGGGGAGUACCGGUGCAUCUUCAGGCAGGACGACAGCCACGAAGAGGCCAGCGUGCGCCUGAAGGUGGCGGCUCUGGGCUCUGACCCUCACAUCCACGUGGAAGUUCAAGGAAAUGGGGAGACCCGGCUGGAGUGCACCUCGGCGGGGUGGUUCCCAGAGCCCCAGGUGCAGUGGAGAACACCCGGGGGAGAGGCGUUUUCAUCCACGUCAGAGUCCAGGGACCCCAGUGCAGAAGGCCUGUUCUCCGUGGCGGCUUCAGUGGUCAUCAGGGACACCUCCGUGAGGAAUGUGUCCUGCUGUGUCCGGAACGUUCUUCUCGGCCAGGAGAAGGAAGUAGAAACUUCCAUUCCAGCUCCCUUUUUCCCAAGACUGACGCCCUGGAUUGUGGCCGUGGUCAUCAUCUUGAUAGUCCUAGGACUUCUCACCGCCGGGUCCAUCUUUUUCAUCUGGAGACUCUACAAGGAAAGAUCCAGACAGAGGAACAACGAAUUCAGCUCGACAGAGAAACUCCUGGAAGAGCUCAAGUGGAAGAAGGCCACGCUGCACGCAGUCGAUGUGACUCUGGACCCAGACACCGCCCACCCCCACCUGUUUCUGUACGAGGAUUUCAAGUCAGUGCGGCUGGAAGACGCUCGCCAGAGACUGCCCGAGAAACCAGAGAGAUUCGACUCCUGGCCUUGCGUGCUGGGCCGGGAGGCCUUCACCUCGGGGAGGCAUUACUGGGAGGUGGAGGUGGGCGACAGGACCGACUGGGCCAUCGGGGUGUGUCGGGAGGAUGUGGAGAGGAAGGGAUUCGACCCCAUGACUCCCGAGAACGGGUUCUGGGCUGUGGAGCUGUAUGGCAAUGGGUACUGGGCCCUCACGCCCUUGCGCACCCCCCUUCCCCUGGCAGGGCCCCCCCGCCAGGUUGGGGUUUUCCUGGACUAUGAAUCUGGAGAUGUCGCCUUCUACAACAUGACCGACGGGUCCCUUGUCUACACUUUCUCCGACGCCUCCUUCUCUGGCCCCCUCCGGGCCUUCUUCUGCCUGUGGUCCUGUGGCAAAAAGCCCCUGACCAUCCGCCCAAUCACUGAUGGGCUUGAGGGGGUCAUGGUAAUUGCUGAUGCCACCGACCCUUCCAUGGAGACCCCACUGUCCCCGAUGGGCGAGGAUGCUGCCCCCGGGGACACAGACGUGCCUCAUUCUAAAGCAAUCCCCACCCACCCCAGCCAAACGACACCUUAA